AUGGUAAAGGUCAUACAGGGCACCUGGAUCAAUAUGGACUGUCCAGCAGAGAGGUACUCUGUAGUGGGCCAACACGUAACUCGCAGCGACGUUCAAGGCUGCCGCCACUUCACUUUAUGCUGGGAUCCGAGAAGGAAGCAGCUGCAAUGGGGCACACAGGGCAGGCUUUACCUGGCCUGCCUUGGUGAUGGCAUGGUUGCGUGGGUCCCCAGCAGGUAUAGCUCUCGAGCCUGGCGUUGGCAACGGGUAGCAGCUCCGCUGCCGCAUCCCCAGAGACCGCCACACUCGCUGCCGCUGUGGACGCCGCUGCCAUGUCAACAAGGAUUCGCAGCUCAUCCUACAGUGCGAGCCGACCAAGCUAUGGCCAACUACGGUCCCUGGCGGAGGCCCUACGGCGCUGCGCUUCGCAGCUGGGCACCGGGCUAUGCAGGUGGCCGCCCUGAUUUCCCGCAACGCCGAAAUCAUUGCCACUACGGUUAUGGUGCCCGCGGCUUCCAUGGCAACCGCAAUAUACAAGGUCUGAACCUGGAGAGGGAUUCUCGCCUGGCCUGUGGACUCUCGAGUUCGGAGGUCUUUGAUCUCCUGUUCCGGGAUAUCACUCCGGAUGACUACGAGACCCUGCUCCGCCUUGACGAGUCCGUCUCAAGGCCCACCGCAAGCGCCUCCUGCAUCAACAACUUGAAGAAGGUCCCUGGCAAGGAUCUUGUGGGCGAGACGUGCUCGGUCUGCUUGGUGGCCUUCGACGACAGCGAUGUGGCUGCGGCACUGCCGUGCGGGCACCACUUUCACUUCGACUGUGUGAGCAAGUGGCUGGCUGAGUGCCGCUCUGCCUGUCCACUCUGUGGCGAAGACAUCGCAGCCUGCGCAUCUGCCGCAUCCGUGUCCGUGGGGACGGAAGCAAAGUCCGGCAGAGAAGAACUUUUGCCGGAGAGGGAGAGGUCAAGUGCCUCAACAGAUCGCGUUUAA
This is a messenger RNA of Symbiodinium pilosum, 966 nucleotides long. The record is from the annotation of a GenBank genome assembly. NCBI's taxonomy places the organism in Eukaryota, Dinophyceae, Suessiales, Symbiodiniaceae.